AAAUAAUAUUUUGUUUCCAUCUCCUUGACCAGAGGUCAGCCAGAGAUUUCCAACCACUCACCCAAAUGGCCGGCAAAUUAUGCUCACUUAUCUGUUGCCAUGGCUACGUAACAUUGAACUAGUGGAUGGUGGACUUCUGCCCAUUAUGUCAAACCCACAAACUCCUGAUGAACAAUCUAACUACAAGGAGGAAGAAAUGAUUGAGGAAUGUGGACUGAAAGGAAAUGGCUGGGGGUCUCCACAAGCCACUUCACUGGUUCUUAAUAAUCUCAUGUACAUGACUGCCAAGUAUGGGGAUGAAGUUCCUGGAUCAGAGAUGGAAAAUGCCUGGAAUGCACUGGUAGACAAUGAAAAAUGGAGCAAUAAUCUCAGAGUUGCCCUGCAAUUUCUGAUCAGCCUUUGUGGAGUUAGCAGUGACACACCUCUUCUGUUGUAUAUAAAAAAAGUAAUAAUCUACUUAUGCCGUAACAACACUAUUCAGACAAUGGAAGAGUUAUUGUUUGAAAUGCAGCAGACAGAACCUGUAAACCCUGUUGUCCUGCAUUGUGACAAUCCACCUUUUUAUCGCUUUGCUGCAAGCAACAAAACUUCCACAGUUGCAUCAGGGACUACGUCUAGCACCAAUACUCUGGUAGCUGGACAGGAGAGUUUCCCAGAAAUUGAUGAGGGACGAAUGAUGAAAGAAACUGAUGAAAGGUUCAACAAUGUUGUGAUAAGAGCUCAUUCUCGUCUUGAAUCCAGGUACAGCAACAGUUCUGGUGGAUCCUAUGAUGAUGAAAAAGGUGACCCAAUGCCUCCUUAUGCUAGUUGGUUGAUGAAAACUGUGGAAGCUAACGUACCACAGCCUCUGCCAAUGCCAAUAAAUGGAGGAUGCUGGGCCCCCCUUGUGGAUUACCUCCCUGAAACCAUCACACCUCGUGGACCACUGCAUAGGUGUAAUAUAGCUGUCAUCUUCAUGACAGAGAUGGUGGUUGAUCACAGUGUUAGAGAAGACUGGGCUCUGCAUCUGCCGCUGUUAAUUCAUGCACUCUUUUUGGGUCUUGAUCAUUAUCGUCCAGAAGUGUUUGAACACAGCAAAAGAUUACUUUUGCACCUCUUGAUAGCCUUAUCAUGCAAUGACAAUUUCCAAUCUGUGGCUGCCGUUCUUCUGCUUAACAGAGAAGUCAGCGAAAGUAAAACACUCACAGUAAAACCAGCUUACCCACCAGAAUAUCUCUGUUCAGGUGGUUUUGACUUCUUAAGAGAGUAUCAGUCCUCUCCAGUUCCAGAUUCAGGUUUAAGCUCAAGUUCCACAUCUUCCAGUCUCAGCCUUGCUGGUAGUAGUGGGAACCUUCCUCAAAUCUCACAGGAGAUGGAAGAGAUUGAAGCUGCAGCUGAAAUAGAUGAGAAGGCUCACAAGCUAAUUGAGUUUUUAGCAAACAGGCCAUUUGGACCUCUUUGGUGCCAUGAAGAUAUUACUCCAAAGAAUAACAAUUCAAAAAGUGCCGAAGAAUUAACCAACUUCCUCCGUCACGUUGUGUUUGUAUUCAAAGAUAUAAAAUCAGGCUGCUGUAUGGAACAGCGAUUGAGUGAAGUUGCUCUACAAACAGCACUUUCUAGCUCUUCAAGGCAUUAUGCAGGUCGCUCAUUCCAAAUCUUCAGAGCUUUGAAGCAACCUUUGUCUGCACAUGCUUUAUCUGACCUCCUGUCGAGACUUGUAGAAGUUAUAGGAGAACAUGGUGAUGAGGUUCAGGGUUAUGUAAUGGAAGCACUCUUGACACUGGAAUCAGGCAUUGACAAUUUGGCAGAUUGUUUGAAGAACAGUGAUCUUUUAGCUGUUCUAUCCAGAUCAUCCUCUCCUGAUUUCAUGAUGAAUACCAAACUAGCAUCAAGUUGUAAGAGCACUGGGCAGCUAAAUCUAACAUCAGGCAUAUUGAACAGUGGUGGAAUUACUACCGAACGCAGCAGACAUCAACGAAGCUUUUCUGUGCCAAAAAAGUUUGGUGUUUCAGACAGAUCUUCUGAUCCUCCACGUAGUGCUACUUUGGACCGCAUCCAGGCAAAUGGUCAAGCCAUUGUGUCAAAAACCCGAAGCUCAUCCUCUCUUAAGGACAGCAUAAUUGAUCCAACUAAUAUUAAUAAUCCCAUGAAUCUUUUGGCCACUGUUUUCUGGUCUGCUGUAGCACUGAUGGAGUCAGACUUUGAAUUUGAAUACCAAAUGGCACAGCGGUUGUUAACUAAACUUCUGGUUCAUCUUCCUUUGGAUAAGACUGAAACUAGGGAGAAACUUGAAAAACUACAAGGGCAGCUGAAAUGGACAAACUUCUCAGGAUUACAGCAGCUACUGCUAAAAGGAUUUACAUCCAUAUCCACUACAGACCUAACUCUACAACUCUUCAGCCAACUGACUCCUGUCUCUCGAAUCUCCGUGAUCGAUUUAACACAAGCGAUAGGAUUUCCCUUGAAUGUUCUCUGCCUUCUUCCACAUCUGAUUCAGCACUUUGAUAACCCUACCCAGUUCUGCAAGGAUUCUGCAGAUCGCAUAGCUCAGGUCUGUAUGGAAGAAAAGAACCCUAAGCUUUCCAACUUAGCACAUGUAAUGACUUUGUAUAAGACACACAGCUAUACACGAGACUGUGCUACAUGGGUGAAUGUUGUUUGUCGUUACCUCCAUGAGUCCUUUGCUGAAAUUACUUUGAACUUGGUUACAUACAUGGCGGAGUUGUUGGAUAAAGGUCUUCCCAGCAUGCAACAGUCAUUACUGCAGAUCAUUCACAGUCUUCUAAGCCAUGUAGAUUUAUCAUCUAUACCUGUAAAACAACUUAACAUGGAAGUCCUGAAGAUCAUUGAAAAAUUUAUUCAGAGUGCCCACUGGAAAGAAGCCUUAAACAUUCUUAAGUUAGUAGUCUGUCGGUCUGCAAGUCUGGUCCUACCAUCUAAUCAGCAUAGUGACCCACCUCAAGUGGAUAUGCAUCGAAUGUGGAAAAACACUUCAAAGGAAUUACCAGGGAAGACACUGGAGUUUCACUUUGAUAUUUCUGAGGUAUUUUGUGUCCAUGAGCUCCUCUUCUGGCACCACAUCCUUUCUACUACAAAACUGCUUCCACCUGCAUAACAUCAUACAACUGUGCCCUACCUCAUCCCACCCCACUUAAAACAAUCAUCCAUGCCUUUGUCAUCUGCAGACUUGAUUAUUCCAAAGUUUCCCUGCUGGCUGCCUAUUCACAACUUUUCAUGAACCCAUUCAAAAUUUAUGUUCCUCUUGAGCUACGUUGGUGCCAGUCCCUCAAUAUUUCCAAUUUAAAAUGUUUAUCUUUGUGUUUAAAUCCACUCUUGUUUUUUUCUCUUUUGUUCUCACUAUAUUUUCUUUAUCCUUCCAACUUCCAUAUGAACAUUCAAAGUAGGAGUAGAAGUGGAUCAUUUAACCUCUCAAGCUUGCUGUGCCAUUUAGUAAGUUCAUAGCUGAUCUGUUGUGUUCUUGCCUGCCCUUAAUACCCCUAAUUCCCCUGCCUAACAAAAAAACUAUUCACCUCUAUCUUAAAAAUAUUCAAUGACCCUGCCUCCACAGAUUGCUGAGGCAGAGUUCCAAAGUAUCUCAAUCUCAGAGGAAAACAAUAGUCUCCUCAUCUCUACCCUAAAAGGUUGAUGUCUAGUUUUAAGACAGUGCCCCCUAGUUCUGUACUGAUCACAGAGAAAAUAUUGUUUCCAACUCCACUUGUCAAGACCUUUUUAGGAUCUUAUAUGCAUAAAUCAGGUCACCCCUCAUUCUUCUAAACUCCAGUGGAAAUGCCCUCAGUUUGUCCAACCUAUUCCUCAUGAGACAACACACUCAUUCUAGGUAUCAAUCUGUAAACCAUGUCAGAACUGCUUCAAUUGCAAUUGCAUCUCUGCUUAAAUAAGAAGACCAAAACUGCACAAAAGCGUUUGAGAUGUUGUCUCACCCAUGCCUUGCAUUACUGAAGCCUAACGUCCUUUGUUUAACUUUGAUGUUCAAUUCCUCUCAUAAUAAAGGGUAGCAUCCCAUAUCCUUCCCGAUGAUGAAUAGUACCUGUAUAUAAUUUUUUUAUGACUCAUGCCCCAGAGCACAUAAAUCUCUUGGCACCUUGGAUUUCUGCAGUGAUUCUCUAAUGAGGUAAUAUUCUGCUUUUUUAUUCUUCCUACCAAAGUCAACAACUUCACAUUUUACUAUGUUAUACUCUAACUCCAGAUUUUUGCUCACUCAAACUAUCCAUAUCAGCUGUAACUUCCUUAUUUUCUACACAACAUAACUCCUGAUCUAGCUUGGUGUUCUCUGCAAAUUUAGCUACCAACCCUUUGCUCCCCUCGUCUAAGUCAAUUACUGAAAUGGUAAAAUGUUGAGACCCCAGCUGAGCACAGACUCCAUUAAUCACAUCCUGCCAAUCACACAAAGCCUUAUCUUCCACCUUGGGACCCUCCAACCACUCGGCAUCAAUGU
Molecule: messenger RNA, 4435 nt
Organism: Chiloscyllium plagiosum (whitespotted bambooshark)
Lineage: Eukaryota; Metazoa; Chordata; Chondrichthyes; Orectolobiformes; Hemiscylliidae
Source: RefSeq, a predicted model, not a curated record